CGUUGCUGUGAAGCCAAUUCGCAUGUGCAGUUCAACGGCGGUAUCGUAAACCACUGCAGAGCAGCAAUAUGGCGGGUGACUGUAAGAAGUUUUCCCGUUGCUCGUUGGAUUCGAACGGUUGUUUACGUUUAUCGACGAUUUUACAAUCUUUUAGUGCUGCUCUAAGUGAGGAACAAGCUUGGGCUGUGUGUUUUCAGGCAGCUAAAUGUAUGGUGAAUGAAUGGAAUUCGGACAGUAGUUCGUGUUAUUGCCUAAGCGAUACUUCACAUUUAUUGAUACAUAAAGAUGGAUAUGUGCAUCGGUCCUCUGUCAAGCUAUCUAGUUCAGAAGCUGGAAAAAGGCAGUUGGCGACGUCCGAGUACCAGCUGGUGGCCACUCUAGGUAUGAUCAUCUUCAGUGCCCUCGACUACCUGAAUCCGCGGGACGAAGAGCGGAACCUGAGCCGUCCUCUCGAAUCCCUCAUCGAGAAGAUGACCUCCACCUCCCUGCAAGAUGACGAAGAUGAGGCGGAUUCCUCGUCACAGAAUGCGGACGAGGGCAUCGAGCAGGACUCGGGGGAGGACGACCACAUUUUACACUCCUUGGACGACGCGGAUGCCAAGCACAGGAGGGGCAUCUCUCUCAUUCAGGUUAUAGAGCUAUGUGCGAAUCACUUGCCAUGCCCUGAAGACGCCGACUGUCACUACAAAGCCGUAUGCCGCGCACUGGUAGCUGAAAUUUUAGAGCUCACGACGUUUUUAGAAAACAUAUCCAAUAGGACAAAGAUUCUUACACGUGCGGAAGAAGAUGAAAUGGAUAGCAGGACGUUAGAGAAACUUAGAAUACAAGAUUGGGCACGGUUAUGGAUGCAGGUAAUCCAUCAGCUCCGCCAGGGAGUAAAACUGAAAAAAGUGGAAUCAGCACAAUCACAUUCUAUUGAAUAUGCUCUAACUCCAUACGAAAUGCUUCUGGAUGACAUUCGAUCCAGGCGGUACAAGCUUAGGCAAGUUAUGGUAAAUGGGGAUAUCCCACCUAGAGUGAAAAAGGAUGCACAUGCUCUGAUUUUGGAGUUUAUACGUUCUAGACCCCCUCUAGUUCCAGUAUCAAAAAGAAAAUUACCUCCCACUCCUCCUAGGCAGCUGUCUUUAUACGAAAAAUUAAUGGCUUCCAUCAAGCAACAACACAAAUUAAAGCCAACAGUUCCGUCAAAUGGCGACUGCACCAAUAAAAGAAAAAUUGAGACUUCUCGAACAAAGUUAGAAGAAACAGAUGAAACUCCACAACCUCAGAGAAGACUUAUUAAAGCAGAUAUAAACCUGGGUCUAUCAUCUAGUUUUGAGGAUUUAGAUGACAUUCCUCAGACACCACCAGAAGAACAUUUAUCACUUCCUAUGCAGAAUGAAAAUAGAAAAUCUUGUAUAGUUCGUAGUAAUAGUCAAAUAGAAGCUAUGUCUAGAGCCGAAAGGAGGCAUAGUAUUAGUGUUUGUGAGUCACCCCCAAGAUCCGGAGAUCAAACUCCACAAGAAGGCAUUGAUCCACACUUCUCAGGUUUCUAUGAACAGUCUAGUCAGGCAGCAAGGUCUGAUUAUUGGAAAUCUUCUCAAUGGCAGUCUCUUGAAUGCCUCUCUUUGACUCUUGAAGAAGUGGUUCAUAUUCGAAAUGUUCUUACUAAAGCUGAGCUGGAAAGUCUAAUAGUUGAUCCAGUAUUAUAUGAAGAUAUUCGGAAAGGAAAGGUGUGUUUUACUUGCAAACAAAUUAGAUUUUCUUUCUUUGGACCAUGGGGUGUUAAAUGCAAAAUGUGUGAAAGAACAGUGUGUGAUAAAUGCAGUAGCAAGAUGCGCAUUCCCACUGAACAUUUUGCGAGGAUACCAGUCUAUAUGUUGAGCCCUACACCCAGUCCUCCUCCUGAAGAAGAAUCUAGUCACUCCUUUUGGAAGUUUUCUGAUGUGUUCGGAAAGUCAGAAGUAAAAGAAAAUAUCGAAACCACUCCCAAGCUGUCAAGGCAAAAGACUACAGUCGAGAAUGGUUAUCCAAAGAGAAAAUUGCAAUUUAGGCAUUCUGAAUCUGUGCAGGCGAUUGCCACCAAAAAAGGCAGGAAUUCCCUACCUCCAACAUCAUCAUCCAAACAAAAACGACCCCCUCUACAACGAUCCAAGACUCUAGUCGCUCCAGAAGCUGUUACUUCAAAAAGUAGUUCAUCUAUUGAUGACAAAAUGAAAGGACCUUUGGUAGCUGUGUGCCGUGAAUGCAAAGUCAUGGUAUGCAACAUCAUAAUGGCCAGUCAGGACAAGGUGAGCUAUGAUCAAAAGAGGCGUAAGAAUUCCAAAACCUGGCCUCAGAAAAGAGGGUCCACCAAUACCUCCAUGUAUAUGGAUACAGUUACAGAAACACCACCUUCAUCGCCUGAUGAUAUUUUUGCUUCAGAUUCUAGAAAAAAAUUAACUCCAUGAAACAAUUAUUUAUGAAUGUGUCAUGUUAUUGAACUUAUACAUGAUAUAUAAUAUAGGACGCUUCUGGAGUUUCGCCUAUCAAUUCUGAAUAUAGGUUGCUGCAUUUAUUAAACAGACUGCAUUUUUUUAUUAAAUUAUUUAUAGCCUUAGCUUGUUGAACCUUGUACAAAAUUGAAUCAUAUGUCUGAUAUAAUAUGAUAUAAAAACAGUAUCGGUGAAUUAUUAAAAACUCCUCUGCAAUCCUUUUUUAUAAUUGUGUAUAGCUGGUGUAGAAGGAUUCUUGAAGUUUAGGUACGUUGAUAUGCAAAACUCUGCGAUGAAUAUUACUGUGUGAUACAAGACUUAUGCAUUUGCAUGAGUUGUAACAAAAUUGUUUGUGCAGUGCACAAUCUAUGCUGCAAAUUAUGCACAAAAACUUUUUGUGUAUAGCAUUUUCCUAGAAAUUCAAUAUUAUCUUUGUUAAAUAUAAUUUUUUAAAAAUAACUUGAUUCCAGCUGACAGUAUUUCUUUUUUCUUUUUAUCAUUGAAAGUUGUUUUUUUUUUUCCUACAAAUAUAUCUUCUUUUGAUUUUGUGUAAAUAAAAUAAUGAUAAUUUUGAGUAUAAUUAUGAAUAUUCAUUCAUUUGUUAAUACUCAGUCGCAGCUGUGAUGUAAAUCGAUUUUGAUAAAUCAAGAUAUUUUCUGUUAUUUUAAUAUAACUGAUUGUUAGUAUUAAAAAUGAAAGUAUUUGUUGUUUUUUUUAUUAAUGCUUAAGUACUUGGAGUUAUUUUUUAAAUUAUUAGAUUGCCCAGUUAUAUUAUAGAAUUACUGUUAAAUCUUUUGAAUAUAUGUACAUUUACGAAAGAAUUGUGAUAUAAUCAUGCAUUUUAUGAUGAUGCUGUACGUAUAAUUUGUACAUAGCAAUUUUAUGCCCUAAAACAUUUAUUUAUAGUACAUAUUAAUAAAUAAUACACUCUUAUUAUUGAUGAAAUAAUAUUCCGUUCUGGAUAUUCAAUGAGGUUCUAGCAUUUUCAAUUUAAAUUUAAAAUUAAUUAUUUUUGGAUUACUGCUUGACGAAUGCUUUCCUUCAUUCAAAUUGGCACUUUAUUUAAAACUUAUUAUUUUAAUCCGAUUUUGUUUUGGGAAUUAAAUUUCAUUUUGAAGGACUUAUAAUCUGAUAAUUCAGAACUAACAAGGUUUUUAAAAAAAUUUAAGUCUGAUUUAUUAUUUUGGAAUUUCAAAAAUACUUGUUGAAGUAUUGCAGAAGAUAGAAUUUUUGAACAAAAAUCAUUUGUUUAUUUCAAUCGUACUUUUUUUUCAAGAAUUCAAAUAAUAAUUCAUUAUCAUGAUUAAUUUUUUUCAUCCUUGUUUAUUAAUUGUUUUUAUUAUCUUUUCUCCAUAAUACGUUUUCCUCUUAAAAUUGAAAAUUUUAACUGGGAUUUUUUUGUUUUAAAAAUCUUUAAGGAAAACAGAUUUUUUUUUUUUUUUUUUUGUUAUCAAAAUAACAGUUUGUAACCUGUAGUUCAGUUUUGGGUGUUUCUUCAAAAGGGAAAGGUUUGUCUGAAGUCAAAAGUGAUUGGUUUAGAUCUAUAAGCUCUUUCAAAUUCAGCUUUCUGUAUAUAUAUUUUUUUUUUGUGCUACUAGUACCUUAAUUGCGAUGACUUGUAUAUAUCUGUAUAGUAUAAGGUACUGCAUAUAAAGCUACUUAAAAUGUACAGUUAAUAUAUUGUAUACUGUUGUUUUAUGUAUGUAAUAAAAACAAAUUAUCAUUUGUCUCCUUUUAAA
Molecule: messenger RNA, 4192 nt
Organism: Argiope bruennichi
Lineage: Eukaryota; Metazoa; Arthropoda; Arachnida; Araneae; Araneidae
Gene: spir
Product: protein spire homolog 1-like
Exons: 15
Coding region: 69-2429 (786 amino acids)
Biological process (GO): establishment of meiotic spindle localization; cleavage furrow formation; Golgi vesicle transport
Cellular component (GO): cytoplasmic vesicle membrane; cell cortex
Molecular function (GO): actin binding
Source: RefSeq, a predicted model, not a curated record